Messenger RNA from Trichomonas vaginalis G3, 552 nucleotides. RefSeq names its product integrase core domain containing protein family. Bases 1 to 552 code for a protein of 183 amino acids. The record is from RefSeq and is a predicted model, not a curated record. NCBI's taxonomy places the organism in Eukaryota, Parabasalia, Trichomonadida, Trichomonadidae. The transcript has a single exon.
AUGAAACAUUUUCUCGAAGUAUAUAAUUCCUCAACACAUUCUACAACAGGACAUACACCAAAUUCAAUGACACAACAACAAGAAGAAAAGUAUAUACAAAAGAAACGAAGCCAAACACAAAAUAUCAGAAAUUCAACACAAUUUACCCUCAUUCCUGGUACAAAAGUUCGUGUAGUUCUUGACGACAACCCGUUGACAAAGAAACGUUUAAGGUUAAGUAGAAACUAUUAUAUCGUAGACUCUACGCGAGGUAAUGGAUAUCUUAUAAAAGCUGCUGACGACUCUAUUGCGUUUUACCCUCGUCAUAAAUUAGUCGAAAGUAGUAAUGGCAAACUUGCUGAAACCAUUGACGAAGCAAAGCGAGGAGUGGUUAUUGAAAUACUUGGCUAUAACAUAAACGAUGACACUUAUAAAGUAAGAUAUGAAGGAGGCGUUGAAGAUGUUAUACCAUCUAAGAACUUGAGAGAGUCAAAGCCAACACAUCUGGGACCAUUAGAGCGGGAGUACUGGAAAGACAAAAAUAUGCCAGAAAGAAUAAGAAAAUUCUUCUAA